Bemisia tabaci is the source of this 1246-nucleotide messenger RNA. Lineage: Eukaryota; Metazoa; Arthropoda; Insecta; Hemiptera; Aleyrodidae. The record is from RefSeq and is a predicted model, not a curated record.
UCAUGUGUUCACCUAACACUGGUUGCAUUUUAUAUGAUCAAACUCGGUGGUUGGACAGAGAAAACUAUGAGUCGGUCAUCGAACCGAGUGACAAAAAAUAUGUUGAGGAUGGAGGGGUCAUCAACUAUGAAAAACUCCUAACUGACGUGUUCUUAUUGACAGAUAAAGAUAUUCAAAAAACACUAUUGGCAAGAAGAAAUGCAGGAGGCACCACUGCAUUGAUUGCAAUUAUAGAGGGGUCUCAAUUAAUUGUGGCAAAUGUUGGUGACUCACGCGGUGUUAUGGCGGACCAUAAAGGAGUUCCGAUACCAUUGUCAUUUGAUCAUCGGCCUGAUAGGAAAGACGAAAAAGAAAGAAUUAUAGCGGGAGGCGGAAAGGUUAAAUUGGACUACAGGAGCCGCUCCUGGAAGGUAGGCCGCCUGUCACUGUCAAGAACGCUGGGUGACGUCCUUGAAAAAGUGGACGGUCACGUGACCGCGGAGCCUGAGGUCCUGGUCUUCGAUCUCUCCGAGCACAGGCCCCAGUUCAUAGUUCUGGCGACCGACGGUCUUUUCGACGUCAUAAACAGCGAUGAGGUCGUGGAUUUUAUCAAAAAGAAGAUCGAUGAUCCUUACUACGGGGCGCAGGAUUUGGUGCGUUUUGCCUACCUAACAGGAGCUGGCGACAAUAUCUCGGUCAUCGUCAUCAAAUUUGGUCGCGGUUAUGAAUGGCCACCGAAUCCUAGGAAGAGUAAAGGCGUAAAGCAAGUAGUUUGGGAAAUGGGGCAGAAGGUUACCCGCACUUACACAGGCAAUGGCAUACAUGUGGAUUAUAUUUAGGGUUGUUUUACCACUUUUACCACGGAAGCUGCCCCAUAAAAACGGAUAAUUUGUCUGUUCUGACCGGGGAAAAACAAUAUCAGGAAUUUGGAUUGGAGACAGAGUGGCACUCUCUGCUUUUACGAGUCGUCUUUGAUUGGCUGAUUCGCUUGUUGCUUACUUUCUGGAGCCCGGGAGGAAUAGAACGCGGGGUUCAUUUUUCAUCGAAAAUAUCCCGAAAAGAAGGAAAAAUUGAGAUUUUGGAGAUUUUAGAAAUCGAUUCGCCAGAUUUUUUCUUAACAGAUUCAUGGGUAAAGCAUGCUACUUGUUUUUCAAGCACACCGAACGGUUCGACCUUGGAAUUUUGUUUUUUCAACUUGAAAUAAGACACUUGGUUUCAUAAAAAAAGUAAAUAAUUCAGGUCGAAUAGUAAUUUUAUAUCCAUCUAA